This is a messenger RNA of Drosophila erecta, 782 nucleotides long. Its product is annotated as Golgi-associated plant pathogenesis-related protein 1. The record is from RefSeq and is a predicted model, not a curated record. Lineage: Eukaryota; Metazoa; Arthropoda; Insecta; Diptera; Drosophilidae. The coding region runs from base 60 to 653 and encodes 197 amino acids. The transcript is spliced from 4 exons.
AUCAAUCAAGCCGAGAAAACAGUGUCAAGGCAUUCGUGCGAAACUAUUCACAAAAAAAUAUGGGUUUGGUGAACAUACUGAUAGUAGUGGCUCUGUGUUUGCCAGUGCUGGUCAAAGCUGGUCUUCAGGAAGACCACCUACAAGAACACAAUCGGCUGAGGGAGAAGCAUAGAAGUCCGCCUCUCACCUUGGACAGCGAUCUCUCAAAGGGAUGCGAGGAAUAUGCUAAGGAGCUAGCUGCUAAGGAAAAGUUAGAGCAUUCAAGUAAUGCCGGUCAAAAAUAUGGUGAAAACUUGUGCAUGCGGUCAGAAAAACCUCUGCAAUGUGUUCAAGACUGGUACAACGAAAUCAAGUCUUACGACUUUGAAAAGGGACAAUUUAGCAUGCACACCGGCCAUUUCACCGCCCUCGUUUGGAAAAACGCGAAGAAAAUGGGUUUCGGUCAAGCCACGGACGCAAGAGGUUACUACUGGGUGGUAGCAAGAUAUUAUCCACCAGUCAAUGUGAACGGGCAGUUCAAAGAAAAUGUUGUCCCUCCGGUCAAAGGGAAAGAUGAUAGCGAUGGUCAAGAAGGCCGUUAUAAUAUGAUUCAAGUUAACACCCUUAUCAGUAUUUUUACUAUGCUUUGGGUAUGCCAGCACUUCACAAAUUAAGGUCCAUAUCUUUUAUAUCCAUAUAUUGUACCGCACUGGUUGUAAAUUUAUAGUUCACCAAUUCAACAAUCAAUUCAUUUCGUACCUAAUAAUAAAUUUCGGGUUUUGGAAGUAAAUUGCGAAAGUUAA